Prosopis cineraria is the source of this 2535-nucleotide messenger RNA. RefSeq lists its product as uncharacterized. The record is from RefSeq and is a predicted model, not a curated record. The coding region runs from base 1250 to 2230 and encodes 326 amino acids. NCBI's taxonomy places the organism in Eukaryota, Viridiplantae, Streptophyta, Magnoliopsida, Fabales, Fabaceae. The transcript has a single exon. Gene Ontology annotation, cellular component: membrane.
CUCUCUCUCUCUCUCACACACACAAACAUACACCCCUUCACUGCCUUCCUGUCUUUUUUCCUCUUUCCCACACAGGUCCAUCUCCAGACUCCAGUGGCCAUCUAGGCAUCUACAACUCUAGAGACUUAUCUCCUCUCUCUCUCUCUCUCUCUGAGUCUCAGAACUCAGAUUGUUCAUUUUCUCUCAUAGGAUUGUUUCUAAGCCUUUGGUGUUUACCCCAACACAGCCUAUUCUUCAAUCGUUUAUUCGUUUGCAUCCUUACCCUCCUCAGUUCUUCGCUCCAAAUAUUGAAAUCACCAGAAAGCACCUUCCUUUUUUCUUUUCACGCCCAUCCAUCGUUCUCGUCGUCUUCCUGAACCAUCAUCCUCCAGAUUUACCUGAAAUGCAGGCUGUUUGGGGACUGUUUGGCCUCUGAUUCUUCAUUCAGCGCCUACCCUUUGGUGCUUCCAUUACACUCCACUGAUAAGCAGUUAUGAUUUUCUUGAAGAUUAUUGGCUUCCAAACGAUGUUGAAAUUUGGAGUUUCUACUAUUUCUGGGUAUCAUUGCUGUCGGUUUUGAGGUGCUUGUGUGUUGGGCUUCAGCAAAAUACUUUAGGGCUUUCAUCUGAAACCCAGUCCUGCAAUUAUCAGGUAUUUAGCGAGUGUGUGGAGGAUCUUGCUUCUACAUCUGUGUUAUUUUGCUUGAUUUUAAAUUCAGAAUCUCGAUAUUCACUGGUUUCUUUUGGACCGUUUGGACUUGAGGAGGAAGAUAAAGGGUUUAUUAUCUCGCAUUAAGCCUGUUUUUGACCCAAUUAUUGCAUAAUGGCGAAGAAUAAGGGAGGGUUUUGAUUUUGUUGAGGAAUGAAAUGCCCAGAAGAUUCCCAAGUUUUUUAGUCUUUGGCAUUGCCUUUGAGAGCUUCUUUUAAAAGGAUUCUAUUUCUGAAAGCAAAAGCUAGUUGUGAAAGGAAACAAGAGCUGUAACGGUUGAAACCUUCAAAGCUGCUUUAAUAGUCUCUGGGUAGAAUAUUUCUCUUUACCCACUGUCCGUUUUUUGUUAUUUUUUCAUUUAUUAGAGGAAAACGUGCCUGCCAAUUACAGAGUUUGAAGCGUCCUGGAACAAAUUUAUUGCAUAUCAUCACUUGGCUGUUCCGUUAUAAUUCUCUGAGAUUUGAGGCUCUCAAAUAUAAUAUUGGGUUUGACAUAGCUGGGUACCUCCAAAGUGAUAGCUAGCUACAAAUUGAGCUGAAUUGCCAAAAUAAUCAAAGCAUCGAUGGGACUUCAUCGAAGUCUCGCGAUGCAUGUGCUUGUUCUGAUGCUGUACUUUGAAAAAUUUCCUUAUGUGAAAACUCAGUCUACUGUUACAAAUGGAUCUUCAAGAAGCGAAGCAAGAGCCCUAGAUUCACUCCUUCAAGACUAUGCUUACAGGGCUUUGGUCAGACCAAUGACAGGUAAAAUUUAUGAUGGGACUGUACCUUCCAAUUUGACUGGAAUUAAUAUUGCAGCAUUGAGGCUGAGGAGUGGCAGUUUAAGGAGAAAGGGUGUUGCAAAGUACAAAGAGUUUGAAAUCCCCAAGGGACUUAUAGAGACUCCAUAUGUAAUAAGACUUGUUUUGGUGUACCAAAAUUUGGGCAAUUGGUCAAGAAGGUACUAUCAGACUCAGUUGCCAAAUUAUACUUUCUUGGCUCCAGUGCUGGGGCUUCUUGCUUAUGAUGGAACUGAUUUGUCUGCUACAAACCUCCAAGAACUGAAUAUAACUGCGUCUGGUGACCCCAUUUCAAUUAAGUUUGAUGGUGUAAGUCCGGCUCCUGAUGGCGCUGUUGCAAGAUGUGUCUUGUUUGACCUACAGGGAUCAUUCAAUUUCAGCAGUGUCACAGAAGCCAACACAUGUUCAACUUCCCAACAGGGACAUUUCUCUAUUGUGACUGAGUCCAUUGCUCCUUCUCCAUCGCCUCCACCCAGUCCUGGUGCUCCAAUAGCACCCCCGGCUCCUAGUGAGCGAGCAGGGAAGAAGAGUAACAAAAAAUUGUGGAUUAUUGUUGGGUCUGUUGUGGGUGGACUAGCCUUUCUGGUGUUGUUGUCAUUACUGGUUUUGUGGGUGCAGAAGUUCAAGCAAAAGAAGAGAAGGCAGCAGAUGGAAAAAGAAGCAGAGGUUGGAGAAGCUCUUCAAAUGGCCCCGGUUGGGGAUACGAAAGCUCCCACCGCAUUGGGUACUCGAACACAGCCAACACUCGAACAUGAAUAUGCGCCAUGAGAAUACUACUUUUGCAGAAUCUUGGGAUGUUCUUCCUCUGUAUUCAGGAAUUCUUCUGAUCUCACUCACACCUUUUUUUGGUGGUGUUGUGUUUCUUUUUAUUUUCCCCCUCUCAUCGUUUGCUUAGGCUCCUGGGUUUAUAAAUUGUUGGUAAUAUAGGAUUUUUAUGUAUAUCUGCUAUCUCUUUGUUGAUUCAUUGUGGUGUGAAUGUAGCGGCAAGCAACUCAAAGUGAUUCUAUAUGUGAUGAUUCAGUUGUUCCAUUGACAGAAUAAAAAAAAAAUGUAGCUUCUACAUUUUGAUCAUA